CUGGUCGCCGCCUGGUCGCCGCUGGAGGAGGAACCUCCGGAAGUCUGGACUUCGUCGACCGAGUAGGCUGGGUCUUUCGUCAACUGCAGACCCUUGGACACAGUUUUUUAUUUCAGUGGUCUUUGGGCAGAUUAGUGGUGCACGUUUUUACUCGGGGAAACCCCGUCGAUUUUGGAGGAGUUCAUCAACUAGUUGGCGCAUUUUAAACAUCUUGCAUUAGCUGGCAAUACCUUAUUUUGCCUUCCGCAAGAAGAGAUUUGCAUAAAUUACCUCUGCUCUACUUGAGAUUACUGAAUCACACGUGGGCCUUCGCCUUUGGAACAAAAUGCAACGAGUGCAGUUUGUGAAAGACUCGUUUGCUGGUUUGGAUGCUUUCCAAAAGCAGAUUCUGAUUGGGACAGGUGUGGCUGCAGGGGUUGCGCUGGUGUACAUUCUGCACAGAAGAUGCCAAAAAGUCCGAACUAUUCCUCCUGGUGAAGGAUGGUGGGGAGCAGGCAAGAGGCCGCAGUCAGAGGAUGACAAGAUCUAUUCCUUUGAGGUGCAAACCUCAGAUGAUGAAAUUAAGGACCUCCAUGAGCGCAUUGACAAAGCCCGCUAUGCUGACCCUCUGGAAGACAGCGCCUUUCAGUAUGGGUUCAAUUCAACGUAUCUUAAGAGUGUGGCUUCCUACUGGAGACAUGAGUUUGACUGGAAAAAACAAGUGGCGGUGCUUAACAAAUAUCCACACUUCAAAACCAAAAUAGAAGGAAUAGAUGUGCAUUUCAUCCAUGUGCGUCCUGCUCAACACAAGAAUCAAAAGGUUGUCCCACUUAUGCUUGUUCACGGCUGGCCAGGCUCCUUCUUUGAAUUCUACAAGAUCCUGCCACUCCUCACGGAGAACCACAAUGGUCUUACCUUUGAGGUCAUAUGCCCAUCUAUACCUGGCUAUGGUUUCUCUGAGGCCCCUCAUAAACAAGGCUUUAACACUCUGGCUGCUGCUAGAAUUUUCCUGAAGCUGAUGGAGCGUUUAGGAUUCUCCCAGUUCUAUCUGCAGGGAGGAGACUGGGGCUCCCUCAUCACCACCAACAUGGCACAGAUGAAACCUCAGUGUGUGAAAGGCCUCCACUUAAACAUGUUUACGUCAAGAAAAGGGUUUAAAGUGAUGUUGUCCCUCCUGAUUGGCCCUUACCUGCCCUUCUUGGUGGGCCUGAGUAGCGAAGAUGUUCGCCGCAUGUUCCCGUUCUUUGAAAAGAACGUGUGGGAAAUCUUGAGGGAAUCUGGGUACUUUCACAUUCAGGCUACUAAACCCGACACAGCAGGCUGUGGAGUGAAUGACUCUCCUGUAGGCUUGGCUGCAUACAUUCUGGAGAAGUUCUCCACCUGGACUGACCUGAAGAACAAAGACCUGGCGGAUGGUGGACUGAAAAGGAAAUAUAGCCUCGAUGACCUCCUGACAAACGUUAUGAUCUACUGGACCACAGGCUCCAUCGUCUCAUCCAUGCGGUUCUACAAAGAAAACUUCAAGGAGAAUCCAGAAAACAGGGUGGAUUCAAGGACACGUAUAUAUGUUCCUACUGGACUGGCUGCCUUCCCUGGGGAGCUGAUACACUGCCCUAAAUCGUGGGCCCAAAUCAGGUUUCGUAACAUUGUGUCCUACACGUUCAUGCCUCGUGGUGGUCACUUUGCUGCCUUUGAGGAGCCUCACCUGUUUGCCACUGAUCUCAUUCAGUUUGUUCAAAAAGUGGAGACGCUUUGAACGUGCAUGAUUUUGAAAGGGUUUACUCCCAUAUUUGCUUACCUUGUAUAGCAGGGGUCACCAACGUGGUGCCCGCGGGCACCAGGUAGCCCCCUACGACCACAUGAGGUGCCCGCAAGCCUGCUUUUCAUUCAGGUUUUCAGUUAAUAAUGAAAGAACAGUAGAAAGAAAUGCAUUCUGAAAUACAAAAUGUGAGUUGUGGACACCAGCAUUUUGUUCAUGUUUUGGUAAAACAAGCAUAUUUGCUUUGUUUGGGUUUAAAAUAAGCUCUGAAAAUAAAUGUUACAAAAAUUAGUAGCUUUGGCCAUUUUCAUUUUGUAAAAGUAGCUCUCACAAGGAAAAACGUUGGUGACCACUGUUGUAUAGCAUUGUAGGUAUUUUUAUACAUAUUUUUAAAUUUCCACAGUGGAUGAUGUAUAAUUACUAAUGGGAAAAAAAUCAGUCAUAAAAAUUGGUUGGAUUAUUAGUAUCUACGAAGGUAUACUAUUUGGUGUUGAUCCGAAUUUGGAUUGCUUGGUGUUAGUGGACAUUUAUUGUCAAAUGAGUGCUGUAGGAUAAUAUUGUUUUAUUACACACAUAUCACCAAAGAAUGAAAACAUAAGAUAUUUUGGCACCGGUGGUCUGAUGAAAACUGUUAUAAAAAGGCUUAGGGGACUAGCGAUGAGGGCUGCUGGUCAGGAAGCCACAGGAGGACAUUAGGAGGGACAGCUAGCCCGGAUAUCCGAAGAAUGUGAAAUUAUUCUGACAGAUUUAUUUUUCAGUACAUUUUGUAAAUCUAAUACCAGUGUGUGAGUCUUUUUUCCUUCUCCUAGCUGGAGAGUAACAGACAUGUAAGGGGAGGUCAAAUUGGCUUAAUGAAUUUUCUAAAGUUUCUUACUUUGACCUUUAGUUGGUUGCAGAGAAUUUAAUCUCCAACAGUGCCAUUCGAGUUGGUACGUUUUUUUUCUUCCUGAUUGGUAGAUGUCCCUAAUGGGUCCUGUACGCUUCUUUGUUUCCAAGAUCAUCUUUUACACUACCAUAUGCUAUGAAAUGUACUCUGGACACAAAAAUGUUAGGUGCAUCCAAAUAACAGCAAUAUUAUGCACUGACACUUUUACAUUCUGGUUUAAAUUGUAAUGCACUAAUGUAAUUUAUUUUUUCAUUGAAUGUAAAUACAGCACUUUUUCAAGAAGUUGCAUUUCAUUUUGCGUUGUUUUGCACAAUAUUGAGUAUCUCUAAUUCUAAUCUAUAAGAAUGUUUCAAAGCAGAGAAGUAAUUUUCACAGUAAAAAAAAAUCAACAUUUUCUGUAUCUUUGGUUUUAGUGAUUUUACAAUGUGUUGAUACCACAUGGGGAGGGGGGGGGAAACAAAGUAAUCAGCGGUUAAAGUUGAAACAGGAAGCGAAUACAUUACACAAAAAUGUGAAUUGAUAAUUGUUAGCUUUGUUCAUUGCGCUGUAUGUAUUUGAAACAGGUUUCACACUGUCACACAUAGGGUCAAUAGCCUUCAGGGGCCUGUACUACGAAUCAGGUUUAAAGUGCAUAUGACACAAAAAAUGGUUGAAAAAAGCAAUAACAAAAUAAAAGUACUGACUUAAUCAAAUGUUUUUGUCAUACUGCUGUCAUCCGCCAGUAAACAACUACAAAAUAUUAGUGAAAUGAAGUCGUGAUUAUCAAAUGUUUCCCCUGCGUGGUUUCUCGGCUUUGACGUCACAUCGAGAGCCAAACCAAAGCCAUGGACGCACAGCAAAUUGAAGAAAGAGAAAUAUUCA
Molecule: messenger RNA, 3485 nt
Organism: Dunckerocampus dactyliophorus (ringed pipefish)
Lineage: Eukaryota; Metazoa; Chordata; Actinopteri; Syngnathiformes; Syngnathidae
Product: epoxide hydrolase 1-like
Exons: 9
Coding region: 326-1735 (469 amino acids)
Biological process (GO): epoxide metabolic process; arachidonate metabolic process
Molecular function (GO): epoxide hydrolase activity
Source: RefSeq, a predicted model, not a curated record